This is a messenger RNA of Triplophysa rosa, 3170 nucleotides long. It is a transcript of the gene tsc2, whose product is annotated as TSC complex subunit 2. Bases 149 to 3115 code for a protein of 988 amino acids. The transcript is spliced from 26 exons. The record is from RefSeq and is a predicted model, not a curated record. Gene Ontology annotation, biological process: negative regulation of phosphatidylinositol 3-kinase/protein kinase B signal transduction; negative regulation of TOR signaling; negative regulation of Wnt signaling pathway. Gene Ontology annotation, cellular component: nucleus; cytoplasm; TSC1-TSC2 complex. Gene Ontology annotation, molecular function: GTPase activator activity. Lineage: Eukaryota; Metazoa; Chordata; Actinopteri; Cypriniformes; Nemacheilidae.
CUUCCGGGGGGCAGUGAAAGGGCUAAGAUGAGAGCUGGGACAAACUGUCAGAUAUAAAUGCAUACAAUUGAGUCACAUCCUUCAAUUAUGGUUUUCUGAUAUCAGCCCUCCUCUAUCGCCGGCAGACGGGGGUCUCAGGUGUCUCAAGAUGAACAAACAGCCCAGUAAAGAGUCUUUGAAGGACAAAGUGAAGGGCAUCUUUGGUAUUAGUACGACCCGCCUCCAGAGCAAACAGGCAGAGAGCAAACCCUCCGAGUUUAUAAUCACUCUGGACAUCUUGAAGGAGCUGACACCAGAGUGCGGUCUACAUCACAGGAUCAGAGUCAUCAACCAUGUGUGCGACCUCGCUAAGUCCAAGAAAUUUGAGGAGAAUGCGGUGGAGGCUCUGUGGAAGGCUGUGGAGGACAUGCUUCACCCUGAUCAGCCGCCAGAGGCCCGUCAUGCGGUGCUGGUUCUGUUGAGGGCUAUUAUACGGGGACAGGGCGAGAGGGUGGGUCCACUUCGGGCUUACUUCUUCAAGAUCAUUUUGGACUAUCAGCCCUGCAAUGAGGACCUUCCUGAGAGGCUGGAGGUGUUUAAGGCCCUCACCGAAAAUGGGAAAGACAUCACCUACUUAGAGGAGGAGUUAGCUCGAUUUGUCCUGCUUUGGAUGGACAUCGGCUUGUCUUCUGAUUUCCUGCACGUGCUUGUCAACCUGGUCAAAUUCAACUCUUGCUAUCUGGAUGAGAACGUCUCCUUGAUGGUUCAGAAAAUUUGUCUUUUGUGCAACCGGACGACUUCUUCCACAGAUAUUGAGGUUGCGUUGCAGGUGCUGGACGCUGUAGUGUGUUAUAACUGCCUGCCCUCUGAUUCGCUGAUGGUUUUCAUCAUCACGCUUUGUCGAACCGUUAACGUGAAGGAAUUUUGCGAGUCCUGCUGGAAGUUAAUGCGUAAAGUGUUGGGAACUCACCUGGGUCACAGUGCCAUUUAUACCAUGUGCCGUAUCAUGGAGGAGAGGGUGUACUCUGAAGACGCGGCUCUUUUGAGGGGCGCUGUGUUUUUUGUUGGUAUGGCGCUGUGGGGGGCUCACAGGCUUCCCGCUCUCAAAAACACCCCCACGCUGGUUCUGCCUUCAUUUCAUAAGGCCAUGAACUGUGCCAAUGAGGUGGUGUCAUAUGAAAUCGUGCUUUCCAUCACACGACUGAUCAAGAAGUACGGCCGAGACCUGCAGGUGGUGACGUGGGAUAUACUGCUGUCCAUUAUAGAGAGACUCCUGCAACAGAUACAGACGAUGGGCAGUUCGGAUCUAAAGGUGAUCGUUUAUGAGUUAUUGAGUACGGUUGAGGAGCUCUACGAGCAGAACGACUUUCACGGAUCCUCGCAGAGAUUCUUCAGCCUGGUGGAGAAGUGUGCUGAUAAAAGACCAGAUGCCUCGGUGUUGACGCUGAUCUCCUACAGAGCCCAGUCCAUUCAGCCAGCGAAGGACGGAUGGCUUCAAAACCUUUUGAAGCUAAUGGAGAAAUUCUUCAGGAACGAGAGCCGGACCAUGAUCAGGAUCAAGGUCUUGCACAUCCUGUCCUUUGUACUCAGCACAAACCGCCAACUCUAUGAAGAGGAGCUGAUUGAGGUGGUGGUGAUUCCUCAGCUGGGUCAGAUCGCUGAAGAUCGAGAUCUGUCCGUCAGGAGACAGGCCACGCAGCUGUUGGUGGAUCUGGCCGAAGGUUGUAACACCCAUCACUUCGGCAGCCUGCUGGACAUCAUUGAGAGGGUGGCUAGUCGUCCAUUAACAUGCUCAAUGGAUGGAGAGAGAGAUCUGUCUGUGGAGUCAACCAUGGAGGAUGUGAGAACCUCCGUUUUGGGUCUGCUCGACAUACUGGAGAGUAAACUGUACAGUCUGCCCGCCAGUCAUGCCAGUCGAGUGUACGAGCUGCUGAUUUCUCACCUGCAACUUCACUACAAGUACAAAUACUGCAGUGCCAUCGCCAGCUCUGUACGACUACAGGUCUUUGAUUUCUUGUUGAUGAUGAGGGCUGACUUUCUUCAUCGGCUGGGACUGCCAAAUAAAGACGGAGUCAUGAGAUUCAGCCCGUAUUGCCACUGUGAUGUGGGAGAGUCUGAAAAAAGAGUGACCGAUAAGAAGCCAGCAGGAUCUGUCUCCCCGCCGGCAGGAAGUCCCACACCGGUGGCCCCGCCCUCCUCCAUUCGCACCGCCUAUCUGCCCUACAGCCUGGCCUUCAAUGUGUUACUGCAGUGUUUGAAGAUGGAGUCGGAUUGGAAAGUUCUGAAGCUGGUUCUGGAUAAGAUGUCUUGCACCAUACAGAACAAAGUUCUAAUACUGACAUCACCGUGCAACAUCGACCACCUCUGCUCGACUCUCUGCUCGAUGGUAACGGAUCGUCUCAUAUCCGAGCGUUUGAGAAAGACUCCCGAUGGCUUCUCCCUGACCGACGUUCAGCUCGCUGUGGUUCCCGUUCUAACCGCCCUCACCUCGUACCACAGUUAUCUAGAACAGCCCAGACAGAGGGAGCUGGUUCAGUGUUUGGAGAAAGGCUUGAUUUAUCGCUGUGCUAAGCAGUGCGUGGUCGCUCUGACCAUGUGCACCGUGGAGAUGCCUGACAUCAUGAUCAAACUCCUCCCCGCCCUCAUCGUCAAGCUCACGCACAUCUCGGCGACCGUUGCCAUGGCAUCGCCCAUGCUGGAGUUCCUGUCCACAUUGGUGCGGCUUCCACACCUGUACGCUAACUUUGUAGCUGAGCAGUAUGUUAGCGUGUUUGCUAUAUCGCUGCCGUACACCAACCCCUCAAAAUUUAAUCAAUACAUAGUAUCUCUAGCCCAUCACGUGAUCGCCAUGUGGUUCAUCCGCUGCCGGCUGCCGUUCAGAAAAGACUUUGUUCAGUACAUCACCAAGGGUCUCCGUUCAAAUGCUCUCCUGCCGUUUGAUGACACACACGAGCAGAGCAGUUUCAGAGCCCGCAGCACCAGUCUGAACGAGAGACCCAAGAGUUUGCGGACGACCAAAGUGGUGAAGCAAGGCCCCAGCGCAAACUCGCCUGUUAAAGACCUGAAAGAUCUGUCGGCCAUGGACGCCUUCCGCUCACGAAGCAUCAGUGUGUCCGAGCAUGCGGUGCGCAGGUAGAACAUUUUUGGUAACCUCAGCCAAUUCUUUUACUACAUCAGACAAAUCCCUGCUU